GUACGAAUUUACAAGACUUAUUUUGUUUUUUUAUACAGUUGUAAAUAUCUUAUAAAUAAUAAUUUUAAAAAAGUUUACGUAAUUCCCUAAAAAAUAAAAAAGAGUCGUUGAAGUCUGACGAUUUGGUGCAAAGAUAUGAUGUUGUAAAUAUUUUCCAUGUGUUAUAUUGCAAAGCUGAAAGUUUGUAGGUAAUUACUGAAGCAGUUUUUUUUUUUUUUUUUUUUUUCUGUAAAGACUGGCGGACAAAAGGAUGAAAACAUAAUUCGUCGGAACCUCAUACGGUAAUUUUAAAUAGAACCAUUGAACCUAUCUUCGAUUUGCUUACCUCGCCCAUAAUAUGCAAUAGAGUACUUAAACAGUGCCGAUGGUUCGAAGCCGAAGUACAGUAGAGGCCUUGACCUUCGGCAAGCCGCUUGAAGUCACUAUGGCUUUGUGCCCAACUGGUUUCAUCACCUGUCGCGCUUCCCAUCUGCGGCACCGCCCUCCGACUCCUUCGAAUGAGUACGCUGAGCUUCUUUCUUCUUAAGUAAUUUUCCUCAGAGGUACGUUCCCUAUGUAUCAGAGCAUACUAAAUAAUAAAUAC
Molecule: messenger RNA, 583 nt
Organism: Nezara viridula (southern green stink bug)
Lineage: Eukaryota; Metazoa; Arthropoda; Insecta; Hemiptera; Pentatomidae
Source: the annotation of a GenBank genome assembly